UUGUUGUGGGUGACGGCCGCCAUUUUGUGGCGGAGCGGCUGCAGGGAGACGGUGGGAUAGGUACUCGCUCCUCGUCAGGGAGAGAGAGAGAAACCAUGGCCCAGGCUCGGGCCUACACCUUCCCCAACCACCGCAAGAAGCAGCAGAACAACAACAACAAGAAGAAGGAGGAUGAUAAGAAGAAGGUGGUGGAGCUGUUAGUUUUCGGUUACGCCUGUAAGCUGUUCCGGGAGGACGACAAGGCCCAGUUCCACGAGCAAGGCAAGCACCUCAUCCCCUGGAUGGGAGACCCGGCCCUCCUCAUCGAUAGGUAUGAUUGUCGGGGUCACUUAAACGACCUCUCAGAAUGUGAUGCUGAGUACACUUGGAACAGAGAUUAUCAGUUAUCGGAAGAGGAGGCGAGGAUUGAUGCUCUUUGUGAUGAAGAGAGGUAUUUAGCCUUGCAUACGGACUUGCUUGAGGAGGAGGCAAGGCAAGAGGAAGAAUAUAGACGUCUGAAUGAGGCUUUAGCUGAGGAUGGCAUCUAUAAUGCGGUUGGGUUUGCUUAUAGCAGUGAUUAUUAUGAUCCAUCGCAACCAACAGAAGAAGAAGAACUGGCUAAAACGGAUGGCGAGAUUGAUGAUAAUGCAGAAGAGAAUGAGGAACCGUACACUGCUCCUCCUGGGCUACUUGUCCCUUCUGACGUUGAAGUUCCUGCGACAUCCAAAAUGCAUGCCAUCAUUGAACGUACAGCAAAGUUUGUCUGCAAGCAGGGCACACAGUUUGAAAUCAUGCUUAAAGCUAAACAAGCCCGGAAUUCUCAAUUUGAUUUUCUGCGGUUUGAUCACUAUCUAAAUCCAUACUACAAGCACAUCCUCAAAACAAUGAAAGAUGGGAAAUAUGUUGUUCAGGCAGAAAAAAGAGGCGAAGAGAAAAAGAAAUCUGUAACAGAAUCAGGUGACGAUGAUGAUGAUGACAAUGAUGGCUGUUAUCUCCAUCCUAGUCUUUUUGCUUCUAAAAGUAACUCGAGGUUGGAAGAGCUCACAAGGCCUUUGAAAGUAAUGGAUCCAGACCAUCCUCUCGCAGCUUUAGUACGCAAAGUACAAGCAGAUGCCAAAAAUGUGCAAAAACAGCAAGAAUCUAACAACUCAGAAGCAGCAGCAGCCACGGUAGAAUACACUGCUGCAGAUUCAGCAGUAACAACCAUGUAUUAUGGAUAUUACAUGAUGCCUGAUGGUACAUACUGUCUAACACCACCACCACCAGGAAUGGAAGUUUCUGGUUAUUAUAGCACCUUAUCUUCAGAAAUGGCUGUGCCAACUACAACAGGGGCAUCUGUAUCAACAUCAUCCGGAACCGCAUCUCCUCCACACUCGGAAGGUGACAGCACUAAUACCAAGGCUUCCUCUUCUACAGUUACAGUCAGUGCCCCGACUGUAGUUCCUGUCAUUAUUCCUCCUCCACCUGAUAUUCAACCAGUUAUUGACAAGCUGGCUGAAUAUGUAGCCAGGAAUGGAACCAAAUUUGAAACCAGUGUAAGAGACAAGAAUGAUACACGGUUUGAAUUCCUCCAGCCCUGGCACCAGUACAAUGCGUAUUAUGAGUUCAAGAAGCAGUACUUCUCUCAAAAAGAAGGUUGCAGUAUUCCACAGGAGACUGCAGCAUCAAGCACUCUUGUAUGUUCUGAAAGCAACACAACGGAUGUCUUACAGUUUGAAGCACAGCAGGAAGUAACCGAUACAAGUAUAUCUAGUGUUAUGAUGACCCAAACAGACUGCACCCUUUCUACUGAUAAGGCUAUUAGUGAUGGAAAACUAAUAAAAGCAUCUUUUGCACCAAUAUGUUUUGCAAUAAAAGCAAAAGAAAACGACAUGCUCCCUCUUGAGAAAAAGCGAGUGAAACUUGAUGAUGAUAGUGAUGAGGACCAUGAUGUACAGGAAGCGUCCAACAUGGAGUCAACUAAAGAUAUAGCUUCUUCCCUUCCUCCAGAGGAGAAAAAACCCCAGCUUACUGCAGAAGAAAUAGAAGCUAAGCAAGCCAAGCAGAAGCUGGAGGACAGACUGGCAGCAGCAGCAAGGGAGAAGCUUGCGCAGGCUUCAAAAGAGUGCAAAGAAAGGCAGCUACAGGCAGAACGCAAAAAGAGAGCAGCACUUUUCCUACAAAAUUUGAAAACUCCCACAACCUCAGGAGAUUUGGAAGCAAUAACUAUGGAAGAAAGCUCCCAAAGUAUGCAGAUUGACAACAGUGAAGUGUUUUCCGCUAAAUUUCAUCAAAGACUCAUCACAAAGAUAAGCCCAGAAGUGGGAGGCCGUUCAGCCCAUCUAGCUCAUCCUGCUAUAGAAACCUACCGUCCUUCUAAUGCAACAUCUAACUGUCUCCUGAAUGAUUCUGCCUCUACUACCCUGCCCAGAAGAUCAAUUCAGGUUGCCAAUGAAAUUUCUCAGAAAAUUGCCGCAGCAGCAGAAGCCAAUACUUCUCAGCAAAUUUCAACAAAAAGUGUAAGAUCUUCAAAAGAUAGAGAGAAGAAGAAAGAGAAGAAGCACAGGAAGAAAUCUCGUUCUCGAUCUCGGUCGCGUCCUAGAUACCGAUUGAGGUCGAGAUCAAGAUCAACAUCGAGGUCAAGAUCUAGGUCACGGUCGAAAGCAAAACACUCACUGCCCAGCGCUUAUAGAAGUGUCAGGCAUUCAAGAUCAAGAUCACCUCAUGGAAGGAGAGUUCAGGCUUCAGAGAGACGGCGGGAUGAGCGAGAGAGAGACCGAAAUGUUCCCAGUGCCUAUCGAGUUGGUAACAGCUCUGAUAUAAGUAGCAGAAAAAGAUCACGGUCUCCAUAUGAAAAGAAGAAGAAAAAGAGUUCAAAAUCUCAUCCCAAGUUAAAAGAAAAAUCUUUACGUUCACGCUCACGAUCUUUAUCACCAAAAAAGUCAAGUGUAAAAUCUUCAGCAAGAAGUUCAGCACACUCAAACAGCUUGUCUCCAGCAGAGAGCAGAGGUUCCAGUCAGGAUCAGUCAAGGGAGAACCUAGAAAGAAAGACUGAAAACUUGGAAACAGAUUUUAGAAGAUUGGAUGGCAGACCUCGACGCAGACAGGAAUACCAACCUGUGCAGCACCAGACAUGCCAUGAGAUAACUUCAUUUGAAGAAUGGAGAAGACCCUACCAGAGGGGCGGCUCUCAGGAAAAGGAUGAAACAGCAUCUCCAGAAUUGUUAUCAUCAAUGCAGAGUAAAAUAACUCAGGAUCUAAUGGCCAAAGUGAGAGAAAUGCUGGCUUCUUCAAAAGAUGUGCAAAGUAAUGUGUCAUGAACAAAAACAUUUGGGCCCCGUAAGAACACAUGGAUCCGAAGUGGCUUCACAAGAAGUUUGGCCUGCCUUGUUGCAAGAACGUAUUUAUUUUGACAAUUUGGGCAGCAUUCAACUUUGGCAAAAGCUGUUUUGUAUAGCUCAUUUUGAUAAGUAUGGUUUGAACUGAGACCUUAUUCUGUUAUUACUGUUUUGCAAUUUCCCUCUCCCGUUCUUGAAUGCAGCAAACUCUCCAAGUGCUCUGGGACGUCUGAAUUUCCAGCAACAUCUCUGAAUAUUUGGGGGUGUACUUUGUAUUGAGCACCAGAAACUCACUGUCUACAAUCAUUUGUGAUUACCAGACAGAAGCUUAGCUUAUCCUUCUGUGAAGGAGUUUUACUACUUGAUUUCUACAAAGAUGAGGUAACAUCUCAUUUUGUAAAUUUGAAGAGUUCUACCAAUGUAAAUCUUUGUUAGCAACUUUUUGGGGUUUCAGCCUUGAGAGAGAAUGCACACACUGGUCUUGAAGAUCAGUAGUAGCACGGCAGAGCAUAAUAUCAACAUUACCUAUGAUACAGUGUGUAUCAGCCAUUUUCUGAAAACAGUGCAUUUAUUUAAACAACUGCGUAUAUAAAUUUACUUUAAUUCACACUUUAAAGAUUUUGUGAGAGGGCUCCAGUACAAUUUUCAACCACAGAGAUUUAAAAUUAUUGAAUUAUUAAUGGUAAUUUAUUUCUUAGGAAUAAUGAUUAAAUGUUUAUUUGUAGAAAGCGCUCACUUUUAAUCUACUUGAGAAAAGUAUUUUUCAAGUUACUGCUCAGUUAGUGCUUGGUGUUUUAAAAAAUUGGCUAUUUUGGCAUUGUCACAGCCUGUUAAUUCACUGUCCCACCAUGUUGAUGCUAUUACAAUUCACAGUUGCAGUGAUGUGACCUGACACAAGUUUAGAGGAAGGUUUGAUCUCAUACAGGGUAAACGUGAUUUAUAUGAUUGCAUUUUUGGUAAAGAAAGUAUUAAAUAAUGUUCUGCUCACUGUGGCACAGUAGUGACAUGCCUCACUGCUUAUUUGGCUUAUAUUUUUCUGCUAAUGGAUGCUCUGUACUUUGCAUCAUUAGCCUUUGCUCUGUAUUCAUUAGAGCUGGAUCAGUAUUACAUCCAUGCCACUUGGCUCAUUUACUUUCUUGUAAACCUGUUAACUGCCUGUACCAUGACAGCAACAUAACAUCGUAUUUUCUUUUAAAGUGCGUGGUUUACUUUUGGCUUGCUUUAUUACAUGCCAUAUCAUUGCAAAGAUACAGCAAUAUCGAUCUCUGAGAAUUUAAGCUAGAGUUAACACUUCUUUGUUACCACCUAUAGUUUCUUUCACCCAAGCAUCUGUUUCUUGAUGCUGCCAAAUUCUCAGAGUAGACAUCCAUUUAAUUUAUGAAGACUGUUCUUUCUGAGCUGGUUCAAUAUCCUUUGAUUUGUUUCUUCUAAUACCCAUGCCCUUUGUGUAAACUCUUCAGAUUUCAGAAGUUUCUCCACUAUCACUAUUGGGCAUCUAGGUGAUUGCAAAUGUUGAUUGUAUGAUGUUUUUGCCAAGCCUUCUGAGGAAGUUUAAAGAAUGAGCUCCCAUUUUCACAUACAAGAGGUAAUCAGGGAAAAUUCAGAUCCAAAGGAAAGAGAGACUAAGAUUAUGUCACAUCUUGAUGCUUGCAGGAAAUUGAAAAACUAAAACCACCUUGCAUUCCAAAGUAAACUCAUUGCAUCACUAAGUAAACAUCUGAAAGUGCACUAAGAGUAUAUGGUUUAUGUGUUGGCAGUGGAUUGGCAGAACUCCAGUAAUCUGGGUAUUUAAUAUAGUAGAUUCUUCUUUCAUAGUUAAUCCAUUAGUUUUGAAUUUAUUUGAAAAAAAAAUAGACUGAACUGUAAUUGAAUCUCACUGUUACUAGCCUCAUCCUGUUGAAAACCUUGUACAGGAAAUUGCUGGGCCAGCUUUCUGAAAUUAAACACACGUAUAAUGUAAGUUAUUUUUAAAUGAGUUAAUAUAAGCAUAUUUGGCUCCUUAAUUUUGUGAUUCCUAGAUUACAACUAACUGAAUAAAGAGGGUGAUAUAUCAGUAGGAUAGUAUAACACUUAUUGACGUUGGAACCUAAGGUGAGAAUUACAGGUGGGACUUGUUUAACCUCUCAAAGAAUGCCUAUGGUUCUUAAGACAUGGUUCUUCAAUCAUCUGGGAUGGUGGUAGAGAAGGUAGAAUACAUACUUUUGUCACCUGGCUUACAAAGAAUAGUACAUCAGAAGUGAGUUACCACCAGUCAGUGUUUGUGGAAAAAAAAACUUGGGGGGAGCAACAGUGUUGAUUCAAGCUGUAUUGUAAUGGCAGUAUAUCAUAAGUUUUCAUCCGAUAACUUGUACCUAAUCCAUUCCCACAGCCCUAGUCGUGUCUCAAUACCACUGAAACAUUUGAGUUCGAUUAAAAGUUUGACUAUAAUUGCCUUAUAUUUUGUAAAGUAAAGAAUUUAGUUUUUGAAUUCCAUACUGAAACUACUAUAUUUAUUUACAGGGUUUUUAUUUUUAAGAGUCAAGUUUAUGCAUAAUUACUCGUUUAUUUCUCUGUAUAAGCCAGAGCAGUACUAUUGUCUCUGCUUAUUCAAAAGUACCACAGGUUCACAAUGCAUUUGUACUUAGUCAUUAGACUCUUGGGACAUGCAAAGUAUUUAUCAAAGAUUCAUUCUAUGUUACCCCUCCAAUAUAAUUCCCUCAGUAUUUUUUAAGUUUAUUUUGUGUUCUUUCAUUUAUGUACUGCAAGGAGAAAAUUCCAAUGGGAUUUCCUGUUAAUACUAAAACACAUUAACAGGGAGGUUUGUUCGGCUGCAGAUGAAAUUCAUGAGAGUGCUUUUAAUUCUGAGAGAGUACUCUAAUGAGACUAAAAUUCUGAUCUCAUGCUUCAACAGGACUAAAUCCAGGAUCACAUUAAAAGCUAGCUUUUUUUCUAACAUGUUUUAUGAUUUCAAAAAUGCUAAUGCAUCAAUAAAUUUCACAAUUUGAUUUUAUUUUUACUGUCAGUCUCUUGGAUGAGUCUCUCAGGAAAACUGCAAAAUGAAUUAACCACCUCAUUAUAAACUGUUCAGAAAAAAACACACCAUUCAUAUCAUUGAGGAUGCAACCCCUCAAAGUAAGGGUGCUAUGCAUGUGGGACUCAUUCAUCUGUAAUUACAAGUUUAUUGCGUAAUAGCAUACACAUUCACUCAUGUUUGGUGAGCCCUAAAACUGCUUGGCAUCAUUAUUUUGGGAAGUGUUGUGACUCCCAUGAACAUCGAAACAAACAGGAGCCUUUUUACGGAGCAAGGAAAAAGAUUUGGGGCAAACCUCCACGUCAUGCGCAUAGCACUGAAGUGUAUCUAUAAAAGAAAGAAAAGAAUUUGUGUUUGAUAGCAUCUUAAUCUCAUUUUAAAUAGCCGAAGCAUUUCAUGUAAUGAAGUGGGGUCAGUUUUAUAUGCAAAUGCAGCAACCAGUUGCACACAGCAAUAAGAUGAAUAGCCAAUCAAUCUGUUUAAGUGGCUUGCAACUUGUAAAAUGUAAUACAUCCAUAUUCAUAAUGUUUGGUAUUUGCCCUUGUCUUUUCUGUUAUAUAGUUAUGUUUCCUAUAGUUCUGUUCUCCUUCUACUUUCCACCCCACCCUUCCCUCAUUUGUGGUUGCAAUAUGAGGUUUGGAGCCCUAUCAAAGAUGGGUAUACUUACGAAUUGUAAAUAAAUUACUUUUAUUGACUUGC
Messenger RNA from Chiloscyllium plagiosum (whitespotted bambooshark), 7005 nucleotides. Lineage: Eukaryota; Metazoa; Chordata; Chondrichthyes; Orectolobiformes; Hemiscylliidae. The record is from RefSeq and is a predicted model, not a curated record.